ACCAGGAAGUUCCUGAGGGACAAAACCGACUUUAACUUCACUUUUACAUUUUAUUUCGUUUUUAAUAAUCUUGUUGUGAAGACUACUUGGAUUUCGCUUUAUGAUAUAAUAUUUGGUUACAUUUUACGUAAGAAACCUUCGGUGUUAUCGAUAGGCAACAUUUUUCAAUGAAGUCACUGUCUCAUCCUAGAAGUCUUGUCCCAGACGUAAAUAAGGAAGUAUGCGAAAUUGAAACUUCUCAGGAUUGGGAGCUACAGCUGAUUUUAUGCUGUGAAUACGAUCAUUAAAUUCAUGAGGACAUAAACUUGGAGGAAGGCAUUAAGACAGAGAUGAUUCUGUUCCUGUCCCUGUUGAUCACCUUUGUGCCACUAGAGGGCGACACCUCACCAAUCAGCUGCUACAAUGACCAAGGAGAUGCAAUUGAUUGGUUUUAUUUAUACAAGCUGCCCAAAGAACACGGCAGAACGUCUCCCCAGCCGGGCAGUCUGUAUUUACUGCUGGAGAAAGGGAGUGAGGGCUGGACUAAUGGGAAGGGAACAGUGAACGACACCACAGGAGCUCUGGGCAGGACGGUCGGACAGCUGUACUCGCGAGGAAAGAACACAGAGUUAGCGUACAUCCUCUACAAUGACCAGAGGCCUUCCCAGGACUUUGGUGGCAGAUGGUUUGACAACAGCGGCAGCAGAGGGGGGCACACCAAAGGCGUCGUCCUGCUGGAUAAAAAUCAAGGCUUCUGGUUGGUCCACAGCACCCCUCACUUCCCCCCGGUCCAACAGGAAGGACAGUUUUAUUACCCCAACAGCGGCCUGGUCAACGGACAGAACUUCAUCUGCGUGACUUACCCGCUCGACCGCUUCCAGACCAUCGGAGAGCAGCUUCAGAUCAAUCAGCCUAAUGUGUACGACUGUGAUGUCCCCGAGUCCUUGGCGUCCCUGGUGCCCGCUCUGGCUGCCGUCUGUGAGAAGAAACAUCUGCCGGGUCACGUCGCUCCGCACGUCAAACCCGUGGCUAAUCGCAGCGUGACUCUCACCUCAAAGGACGGCACCAACUUCAUCAACUUUGCCAAAGGGGCUUCUUUUGACAACGACCUGUAUCACUCCUGGGUGGCCCCCUUCCUCCAGUCAGACCUCCUGGUGCAGUUCUGGAUUCACUCCACCGGCAUCCUCCCCUCUGACUGCUCGCAGGGCUGGAAGGUCCUGGACAUCAAGGUCAUCAACCCGGGCCAGUCGUUCACCUUCAAGGCCAGCCAGGAUCACUCCAAGUGGGCUGUAAGCCCCAACGCGGCGGGGUCCGGUCCUGGAGGAGGCUGGGUGUGCGUGGGAGACAUAAACCGCAACGAGGCGGAGGAGAAGCGUGGCGGAGGUACGGUAUGUCUGCAGGACCCUGUGGUGUGGAAGGCUUACCGGAAUGCAGCGCAAGAGUGUGAGGCGUGUGGAGGAACAACGAUCCAGUGUUGACGCCCUGCUGGAGCAAGGUGGGUCGACUAGGCUUAAGGAAAGGGCAUCAUGGGUAAAAAGAGGGAGAGUUUAGAAUAUGUGAAUUUUUAUGAGAAAUGUUUGAAAAUAUUUGGCACAAUUUAAGUCAGUUAAUGUCUGGUGAAAUUAAAUCAAAACGACUCAUGUUUGAUACUAAUGUUUCCAAAUACUUGUCACUGCUCUGAAAGCACAGAAAACAAAGAAAUAUAGAAAUAUCUAACUAGAACUGAUGGCGUUCACCAGAAAUCCCAUCACUCAAAGUGAAGCACGAAUCAGAAAUGAUCAAAUGUGUUUUUCAGGGGCCUUUGAGGCACCAUUCACCCGGUCAUUCACUAGUUUAAAAUGGUUACCGACAGUUUCCAAGGGCUUUAACAUCCUCCUCUUCAAACUAAAUGCUCACAGAAAAAAUCGCUGGUGGAGUAGAAAUAGUCCAAACUGACAGGAAAUAAAGUGCUUUAAGGGAUAUGUGGUGUUCACUUUGACAAAUACAAAAACCACAAAGUGCCACUUUUACUGAAAGCCUUUGUUUAAGAGUCUUUAUGACCACUGGGCUCUAAUUAAAGUGAACAGGAGAAACUUUAGACUGUACAAGUGCUGCCUCACAAACUCAAAGUAUUCCUGUUAAAAUCAACAUGAGGCAGAUCUGUGGCUGUGAUCUCAGGGAGCGCACUGAGCGUUGCUGAUUGUGAAUGUACAAAGAGGUCAAAAUGCUCCAGCUACACCUGUAGUAUGAAGAUCAACUCUAUUAACAAAUUAGACUGAUGUGUAACAGCUUGUGGCCUUCAUCAGGGUCAUCAAGAAACACAUUAAAACAUAAUUUAAAUAGGGGAGGAACGAAAUGGAGAAAAAGGUCAAAACAAAUCUAAAAUACUGUAUAAAGACAACCAAUCAAAUACAUCCACAUAUAUAUCAGCCAAUGAUGCUGCAUUCAUGAGCUGCUCGGGUGGUCCAAAUUUCCGAGUUGGGAAGUCGUUCUUCCGACUUCAGUUUGUUGAAGUGAUCUCGGAAAGUCAAAAAAACAGUGUAGACGCUAAGAUGAAAAUCUGUGGAAUGUCUCUGUUAAAAGUUGAUGUGCAAAACCUGAAUUAAUGAAAAAGUAUGUUAACAUUAAAAAAAUAUAUAUUUUGCUCCCCAUGUGAUAACGAUUCUGACGUCAAGCCGGCAAGUCGGGCACCUAUUCUUUCCUGAGUUUCCAAGUGGGCUGGUUAGGUUGUUUGAACUAUGAGGACUAUGACACAAUCAGAACAUGCUCACACUUAUGAGACGACAAUAAUCUACAGACGAGGGUGCUUUAAAACUUGAUGUUUUAUGAAUAUUUCUCUUGUUUACCUGAUAAUUGAUCGUCUUUGCUUUUUAAAUGUAAUUUGAUGUAUCCAGAACCUUCUCAUUGUAAUGUGUCUGAGACGUUCUGGACUUCAUAUCACAUCUACAAAUACACUCAUUCACAUUCUGACAAUGAUUUGCUUGAAAAUAAAGAUGCUGGCUAUCUUGAAUCUUAAUAUAAAGGCUUGAACCGA
This is a messenger RNA of Labrus bergylta (ballan wrasse), 2992 nucleotides long. It is a transcript of the gene dnase2, whose product is annotated as deoxyribonuclease II, lysosomal. The record is from RefSeq and is a predicted model, not a curated record. Gene Ontology annotation, biological process: apoptotic DNA fragmentation. NCBI's taxonomy places the organism in Eukaryota, Metazoa, Chordata, Actinopteri, Labriformes, Labridae. Gene Ontology annotation, molecular function: deoxyribonuclease II activity.